AAUCUCAUGAAAGGUAUAAUUUAGGAAAGAAAAAAUAUGCUUUCCUAAAUAAUGAUAAUUACCACAAGUUAAAAAAAAAAAUUUCUCCUAUUUUGGUUUGACUUAAUACGAAGUUCCACUUCUGCAGAUCAAUAAAGUCAUGCUUUUAUUCGUGUAUUAAUUUUAUUCAAAACUUGUGUUGGCACAGAAGUGUAGACUUCCAACACACAAAGCAUGAACUGGCAUUUGGAACAAAAUAAAACACGUUCAAUGAUCGAAGGAAGAUGAGUAAAAAAAACAACCUUCCCUUAAGUCUUGUAACAUUGUCUUUUGAACAAUAAAUACUUGUACAGACAAGUUGGAAUAAAAUAAAACAAACUAAUGCAUUUUAUUUGUCAUAAUCUGACACGAAGUAUUCAUCUGUUUGAGUAAACAACCUCAGUCAACACUGCACAUACGCACAGUAAACGUAAGUCACGUGACCGGCGAUGCCCAAACUGUUAAUGAUAAACGCAGGCUGAAAACUUGAAACCGAUUUUCGUGGCACAGAUCGAAGAGGCAGCUUGAAGUGCUGCAUGAAAGGAGCUUCACUCUCCAAACAUGAAGGUCCUAAACAAAGACGAACUGAAGAUCGCUGAAUCAGUGCUGCUAAAACACUUCCCGAAGAGCCUGAAGGUGUACGGUCUGUUGUACGCUAUGAACAGAAACAAACCAAGUACACUGGAGGUGAUCGUCGAUACGUGGCCUGAUUUUAAAGUCAUCAUUUGCCGUCCCGACCCCAAGAACAAGCGCGCUCUGGAGUUCAGAAAAAAGGUGGCAUACUACAGCACGGAUGAACAGGUUUUAAGGAGGAUUCUGAUAGAGGAAAAUGCAAUUGAUUGGAGCACUUAUUUCCUUAUUGGAGGAUUUGACGUUUCCCAUAGCUCCAUGCUCAAAGAGGUGUCUGCUUACAGAGAAGUCAACAGCAGAGACUUCACUUCAGUGCAUCUUCUCUAUUUGCCAGACCCCAGCCAUCUGCUCUCCCCACCUAUUGACAGUGAACUUGAAUCGAGGAUUUCAUCUCUUAACCUUUCCCACGUUGAAUUAGUGAAUAAAACUUGGAAAUUUGGAGGGAAUGCGCAGGGUUACAGAAACAUCCAAAACCUCAUCAGCAACUUCCCAUCAUGCUGCAUCACUGACGGCCAGGGUCAGCCGGUGUCCUGGAUUCUGGUGUAUGAUUACUGUGCCUUGGGGAUGCUGUACACACUGCCAGAGCACAGAGGGAAAGGCUACGCCAAAGUGUUGGUCAGCGCCAUGGCCAAGAGACUCCAUGCCGAGGGCUACCCAGUGUACUGCUUCAUAGAGGAGGAAAACACGGUCUCCUACAGGCUCUUUAAAAGCCUGGGCUUCUCAGAGGAUCCCUCGUACAAGGCAGCGUGGUUUGAGUUCAAUUUUUGCGGGUCCUAACAGUUCUUUGAUUGUAUAAAUGACAUAUUACCAGGUAAUCAUAAACUGUCCAGUAAUUGUAAUCUUUCCUGGUUUUCCUGCCAAAUAUACUGACUGCACAUUUGUCAUAUUCUGACUUGUCUAUUGUAGAGUUCGUUGGCUCUCCAAAGCAUUGCAUCAAAACAUGGGCUGUAAUAACUGUAUGAGACAAAUAACACAAUUAUAAUGCCACCUUUUCUGACAGGAACAGGUAUUUAAAGGAGACAUCCAAAUGAAAUUGAGCUGUAUUGAUUCGUGCUUUGCUUUCAAUCUGAUUCCAUAAAAUA
This is a messenger RNA of Chelmon rostratus (copperband butterflyfish), 1730 nucleotides long. Its product is annotated as glycine N-acyltransferase-like protein 3. Lineage: Eukaryota; Metazoa; Chordata; Actinopteri; Chaetodontiformes; Chaetodontidae. Gene Ontology annotation, cellular component: mitochondrion. The record is from RefSeq and is a predicted model, not a curated record. Gene Ontology annotation, molecular function: glycine N-acyltransferase activity. Bases 580 to 1425 code for a protein of 281 amino acids. The transcript has 5 exons.